AUGGCAGCUAACCUAGAUAAUGGGGGAGAUGCAAGAAAGGUCUUAGGAUCUUACACUGCACCCAACUCUGACUUCUAUGGGCGCAGCAUCUCCAUUCCUACUAUUGGGGCAAAUAACUUCGAGUUGAAAUCUCAACUGGUCACUCUGAUAUGUCACACUGUUAAUACGAGUAAAUCUAGAAGUCUACAAGUUUAUACUUUUCCCUUUGCUGUAAGAGACAAAGCAAGGCUAUGGCUGGAUUCUCAGCCUAAGGAGAGCCUAGAUACAUGGGAGAAGGCCAUUCCAAUCCUCUCUGACCUGGCCACCAUUGUUUCUAACCUCUCCAAGACCACGCAUAGUUUCAUGGCAGAAACUAGGUCAUCCAUAAGAAAUUUGGAGAUACAAGUGGGACAGAUGAGUAAAAAGAUCCUAGAGAUCCCCUCCAACACUUUUUCUAGCAACACGGGAGUCAAUCCAAAAGAAGAAUGCAAGGCCCUCACUGUAGAGGUUGUGACCGAACCCAAAGAGGAGCCUGCUGUUGAGGAACUCAAAGAGAUCAAGGCUCAUGAAGAGUUUGGGAACAUUAUCAUGCACGCCCCUUUGCAGAGAGAGGAGCAUGAAGAAUAUCCCUCUUCAGAUGAGCAAGAGGAACCUAAGGAGGAGCAAAUUGCUCGGUUCCUGGUAAUCCUCAGGAAGCUAAAAGCCAAUUCCUCUCAUGCAGAGGGAUUGGAGAAGGAUAUUCCUUCUAUGGCGUGUUUGAAAGCCUCAAAGGGAGAUGAGCCUGUGGUGCUGACCAAGGAGUGCAGUGCCUUAGUCCAAAAGAGGCUCCCUCAAAAGCUGCCUGAUCCUAGAAGCUUCCUUAUUCCCUGUGCUAUAGGAACCAUCAACUUUGAGAAGGCACUAUGUGACCUUGGCUCAAGUAUCAAUCUCAUACCUCUCUUUGUGAUGAAAAAGCUGGGAAUUCAAGAGGUGCAGCCUGCCAUGAUCUCAUUAGAGAUGGCAGAGAAGUCCCUAAAAAGGGCAUAUGACAUGGUGAAAGAUGUCCUUGUGAAAUUUGAAGACCUUUACCUCCCUGCUGAUUUCGUGAUCCUAGAUACUGGGGAGGACAGAGACAACUCUAUCAUCCUUGAAAGACCUUUCCUUGCCACUGCUAAGGCCUUGAUAGAUGUGGAAAAGGGAGAGCUAGUCUUGAGGUUGUGGGAAGAUCAUAUCUUGUUUAAGAUCCCCAACUCUCAGUCUCCCUCUGACAAAUGA
Molecule: messenger RNA, 1233 nt
Organism: Arachis ipaensis
Lineage: Eukaryota; Viridiplantae; Streptophyta; Magnoliopsida; Fabales; Fabaceae
Source: RefSeq, a predicted model, not a curated record